CUUGGCAAAGUAGUUGGAGAUGAAAAGAAGUUCAUUCUGAUCUCGAGUUCUGCUCUGCAUGUACUGACACUACUACUGUGUACAUGUAGGUGUGGUACCAAGUAACAGAUUCUCGUUCCUAUUUUUGGAGAAGAAGCAAGCUGUGUUUUUGUCAAUUUUAUAAUGUAGUCAUCUCAUUUUUUUGAAAUGAUAUUCCUUAGAAGAGUCCCUUUGCUGACGGCCAGGGUUGGACUUGGAGGUAGGAGAUUCACCACCACUGGUUCCACGUUUCUCUACGAGCAGGGGCAGUCGGUUGGUGAUCAGCAAAGGGAAUAUUUCUAUUUCAUCGAUCAUCAGGGACAGCUAUUUUUGGACGACACGAAAAUCAAGAAUUUCGUCACGUGUUUCAAAGACAGGGCCUUUCUCAGAUUCUUCUUUCGGCGCCUGAAGGCAAACGACACAAGCCGCUACCGGGACGAGUUUCCGUUCUACUCACCAUGCGGUCCAGAGAUAAACUACGUAUGCUGUGAUGAUCUGCCAGUGGUCUUUUCCCAGCUGUCGCGUGGCACUGUACCUGUUGACUGGAAUGAUCCACAAUCAGCAAUGACCACUGGUGAACAACCAGUGCAGUUAUCAUCAAGUGCAACACAAGGUACAGAGCAGCAGCAGCAGCAGCAUCGGAGCAGUACUGAUGGUGGCGAUGACGAGGUGUACAAGUUAUGGUAUGGUGGUGAUCUGCAUCAGAUCCUUAGUAUUCCAUUCCAGCCACAGUCUUUGUUCAUGCUGCCAGGCACCGGGCGCAUCUAUCACGAGGCGCCAGAGAAACUCGGCGGCAUUGGACUGGUGAAGUCAUCACUGGCGAUCGAAUUCGGAAAGCACUUUGUCUACGAUGACCAAGCCAAUCCAGACGAGGAUUACCCGACCGGUUUUAACUUCCAGGGAACUGUACACAGACUGGAGAACAGUUUUACAAAACACUUUGCACACAUCAACUCCGAUGACACAUAGCGCUCUCAAAGAAACUUGAACUUAUCUGUUUUAGGUAACGCACUGGCCAUCACAGAGCGAACCAUUGAUUUUUUCAUGAGAAAAUUUGCAGUUGGCUUCAGAAAAGAAUUACCAACCCGGGUACAUUUGUGUAAGCGCUACUCAAAGCGCUACUCAAAGCGCUCCAAUCAGUUGCUCUUUAUGUUUUUAUUUGCUCAAUCACAGGGUAUUUCGUUUUGUUCUAACUUCUAAGAUCUUGAAUGCUAUGAAAAUAAUGAAAGCGA
This is a messenger RNA of Sycon ciliatum, 1250 nucleotides long. RefSeq names its product UPF0598 protein CG30010-like. Bases 187 to 987 code for a protein of 266 amino acids. The transcript has 2 exons. The record is from RefSeq and is a predicted model, not a curated record. NCBI's taxonomy places the organism in Eukaryota, Metazoa, Porifera, Calcarea, Leucosolenida, Sycettidae.